UGUCGUAUAAUAUCAACGAAUUUUUAGGAUAAACGUUGACUCUGCCUUAAGGAACUCCUGACAGCAAUAACAGUUGGCAGCAAAUAGACAUAAAGCUGUAGACAUGGCCAGCCCUUCUCCAGCAAAAAAGGCAAAGAAGAGCCAAGAUAACAACAAGUAUAUACCUUGGUUGUUGGCUGCAAUUGCUAAAGUUAAGGGUCAGAAACAAAGACCAAAUGAAUCAAGGAUAUGUCAUGUUAUGACUGUUGCAUAUGGAGUUGCUGAGGAUGAGGCCUUAGCACAGCUUGGAUUAGCAGUGAAAUCAGGUGCUAUUCUGAGACUUGAGUCCAAGGGGAAGUCAUCAUAUAAGGAUCCUGCCGUGCAUGCUGGUGUCAAAGCUGUACCAGUAAAUGUCCAUGAUAUGCGGAAAUUUAUUGAAGAUGCGUUAACUAAAGAUGGAAAAGAGGAUGGGUAUACACUUGAAGAGAUAGAGAGAAAUAUACGCUGUGAUCAUCAAGAAGAUUUUGACCCCAAAACAGAUUUAUCUGUGCAGUUGAAACUGGCUCUUAAGAGGGGAACAUUAAAAGGCAGAUAUAUUAAACAAGGAAGAUUUUACAGAAUGUCACCAAAGACAACAAAAUCUCCAAAGAUUGUGAAAAGAAAGAGGAAAAUUGUAGACCAAGGCAAAGAUGGAAAUGAUGCUGAUAAUGCUGAUAACGAAGAUGAGACAGAGAGCAGUGGAGGAAAAGAUUCACAAACUGAAGACAGUAACGGAGAUAAUGCUGAAAAGAAGACAAAAAGAAAAGUCAAUGAUAAGAAAAUGAAAUCAGAAAAGGUUGAAGGAAAAAGAGGAGUGAAGAGACCGAAAAAAGGUGCUGAUUCUCAAGAAGAAGAGAAUAAAGAUGAAAGCAAAGGAAAGAAGCUAAGACGAGGUAAAAAGAAGGACGGAGAGAAAAAGUCGCUAACAUUAUCUGAUUUUUGUGGGUUUUGCAAAGGAACAAGGGAAAGAAACCGUUACGAUGAUGAGGAGGAUUUGCUCACAUGUUCAGAAUGCGGAAAUAGCGGACACCCAAGCUGCUUACAAUAUUCAAAAGAGCUGACACAAAGAGUCUCUAAGGAGCCGUGGCAAUGUAUAGAGUGCAAGAUUUGCACAAACUGUCAGGAACAAGGAGACGCAGCGAAUUUGCUUUUCUGCGAUGCAUGUGACAAAGGAUUCCACAUGGACUGCCUGGAGCCGCCUCUUGAUGAUAUGCCUACAGGUAGCUGGGUGUGCCUGGAGUGUGACAACGAGCGAGAUGGAAAAAGACGACGCACGAACACGAUAUUAUGCACGCCACCACGAAAGAAAAUACGACAUACGCCACCGGAGAAUGACGACGAAGGAUUGGAUAAAGAAAAUAAUAGUUUGUGUCCUACACCUGGCUGUGACGGGACGGGACAUUUGAGAGGGAAAUAUGCAACACACAGAAGCGUGCUCGCCUGUCCUUCAGCAAAUACGGACACACCCAGGCGACGCCCCCCAAAGUCAAGAACCCCCCAAUCUGCAAAUGAAACAGACACCUCAAGAACACCAAGGCUGCCUCCAGGUGUCACUGAAAAGGACGUCGAUUUGUUCAAAAAAGUUCAGGAACAAGUCAGUUCAGGGGUGCUAAGCAACAACACUGCGAAGACAGCUGUACAGAACCCAAAUGGACGCUACCCCCCGUGCAUCGAAUUUGGCAAAUGGGAAAUCGAUACUUGGUAUUCAUCACCGUACCCCCAGGAAUACGCCAGUGCACCUAAACUUUACCUUUGCGAGUUCUGCUUGAAGUACAUGAAAACUCGGACGAUUCUAAAAAGACAUUUGAUGAAAUGCCAAUGGUCACAUCCGCCUGCGAAUGAAAUCUACAGAAAAGAUGACUUGUCCGUGUUUGAAGUCGAUGGGGCCAUUUCAAAGAUCUACUGUCAGAACUUGUGUCUUCUUGCCAAGUUGUUUCUUGACCACAAAACACUGUAUUACGACGUAGAACCAUUCCUGUUUUACGUGCUGACCAAAAAUGAUCGAACGGGAUCUCAUUUGAUUGGCUACUUUUCAAAAGAAAAAGCUUGCCAGCAAAAAUACAAUGUGUCCUGCAUUAUGACAAUGCCACAGUAUCAGCGACAGGGCUUUGGCCGUUUUCUUAUCGACUUCAGUUAUUUACUGUCAAGAAUCGAGAAACAACCAGGCUCGCCAGAGAAACCUCUGAGUGACCUCGGCUUGAUCACGUACCAGAACUAUUGGAAAAGCAUUAUUGUAGAAUACCUUUACAAAUGCAUGGAUACGAGGACGGUUUCAAUUAAAGGAAUCAGUGAGGCCACUGGUAUGGAUCCUCAUGACAUUGCAGCAGCACUCCAGCAGCUAAAUUUCAUUCAUGUUCGGGAUGGGAAACUGAUAAUUGUUAUAAACGAAAAAGUUAUGAACGAACAUAUGGAGAAAAUACGACUUCAAAAGAGAGUUGCAAUCGACGAGGACAAUUUAAGAUGGACUCCUUUGGUUCAAGUUGGUAAUCCUGGCAACAUCAUGAAGGAUCACGAAUCAAGUCAUAGUGAAGAAGAUGGACCAGAAGGGGACACUAAGGAGGCACAGACUGAGCCGCAGCAAUCAGACGAUGAAGACACUUCUAUAAAGGGAAGAACAAGUAAAAAGAAGUCAAAGAAAACCACGUUGAAAUUUGAUUCAGAGGAAUCUUGUGACGAGAAGGAGCCUAAUGACACGAAUACAUUAGUAAACGGUCACGUAAAAAAUUCAGAUGAAGCAGCUAAUUCUUCUAAGACUGGCGAGGAACUGCAAGGCGAGGCAGCAAAAAUUGAGAAAGAUUUGUAUAAAGUUGGAGACAAAGAUGAGCAAAGCGAACGUUCUGGCAGGAAUCUCAGAGAAAAUUCGGCUCAAGAAAAUCAAUCUGACCUUUGCAAAGAAGACGAAGAACUACAAAAAAUUGUAGCUAGUAGACCAUCUAAUGUUGAAAAUAUAGAAAAGGUUGUUCACAUGAACCUGGAAAGAAUAAGUCGAACUCUAGCUGGCGACUUUUGUACGACACCAACACGGUCUAUAGAUACUCCUACUCGAGCAAUUGAAGGACUCAACAAAGCCGUACGAGACUCGCCAGGCUUGUGGAAGUCUACGAUAGAUCCUGUCGAUUUCCCAGAAUUAGAAUCUUCGGCUUCAAAUUUUUUUGAAAUGACUCAGUUAUCAGAGCAAAUAGCCGCCACAGCCGACUCGAUGACGUCAGAGGGUGAUAUAGCAGAGCUUCUUGGUGUCGCAUCAGAGGCUGAGGAGAAAAUGAAGAAUGAAAGGGAGGCUGAACUCAAUAACCAUCUUGAUUAAACCCAAACUUCGUCGCAUUUCAAAGCCAUUUUCGUUCUGUUGUUCCCGCAGCAAGUUAAGGCCUGGUACCUUAGCAGAUGUAAUAGCAUAUUUCUUCUGGUGUACAUUGUGGGGAAUCUUUGUAGAUAAACAUCGUAUGUAAAUGUAUUCACCAGGUGUUAAAGGCAUUGAGUUCCUGUUGAAAGAUUUUUCCUACUUAUUCAGUAAGGAAAUUUUAGUCAACAAACUGAAAGGGAAAAUUUGGAAGGCAAUGAUUUUAAAAGAUCUAAACCCUGAAUAACUUUUGAAUGUUCAUUGUUUGAGAGUCCCUGUCUUGUUUAAAAUAAGGAAAUGUUUGCCCGGCGUCCUUGCACGGGGGUUCCCAUCCACUGUUAUACAGCUGCAAGAAAAUCAUUAAGAACGACUCAGUGUAUUUGUGUAUACCCUCGCCUUUCAUCAAGACUCAGUGUCUGUAACAUUCAUAGCCAUUUUAAGUGGAUGACACCAUACUUAAAAUAGUUACUUGUACAUGAAAUAGCAUAGAAAUUGACGGUUGUCACAAAAAGUCAUAUUUCACAGUCUGGGAGGUAGAUGUACAUACAGAUUUACCGGAAUCUAGUUGCUUGGCAACCAGAAUGUAAUUAGCCCUAGCAAUGUACAUAGACCUAGGACGAAUUUUAAAAGUAUGGGGAGGGGCACUUGUAGUCACAAUAGGGGCACCUCUGUACGCUGCAAGUUGGUAUUUAACCACUUUUUCUGAAAUUCGGGGGGAAACGUGCCCCUGGUUCCUACGUCUGUGGCAAUGUGAACUUUUGCGUAUUGGAAAAACGUAAAAGGACUAGAAAGUUGAAUUUUAAUCAUCAUCAUAUCGUUUUUAAACUCUUCAUAUAUUUAUGUUUUAUUUAAAGAGGAGCAGAGUAUCCUGCUUGUUAUUGUAGAUUUAUCUACCAAACUCUCCAGUUCCAUUUAAUCUCGUAUUUGUCUUAAAUAGUGCUCUGUUUCUAAUGCCAAUUGGCUUUUCAUAUGCCUAAAAUGCAAUUUCAAGCAGCCAAGGGCGUAUAUUUAGGAAUAUUAACGAUACAGCAUAUCAAAAAAAACAGAUCCAUUCAAAAGUUUAAUUCGAAAAAUGGUUUCCUACAUUGUUCGCGGACCCUCAACCCACAAAGAAAUGUGAACACUGUUAUUCAAUCAAAAGCUCCUGGAUAGUUCGAAAAUUUAUCUACUUAUCCUCUAUUUGAGAAAGCCUCUAUUUCGGACGUUCCCUCAAGCUAUGAUGGAAAUAGGUCACUUACCUAAGAGGGAUUUAGUCGCCAAAGAACUUACUUCACAUAAAGAGACAGCCCCCCUCUUUAAGUGAAUCCCCCCCCCCAAACAAGUAUCUUUUAACUGAAAGCAUUUGCUUUACGAGCCAGAAGGCGUCCUGCUUUGAUCCAUGAUUUAAAUCACAAAGAAACAUUUAGUUCACAAUUCUUUGUAAUAUGCUUUUAAGUUGCAUUUUUCGACUCUUGAGCUUCCUAUGGUUUUUCCUAGCAAAUUUUGUUCUUUUAUGUUACCUUUGUAGAGCAGUUGUUUCUUAAAGAUAUGCUGCCCACUUCGACAUUUCCAACAAACGAUGUAUAUAUUAAUCAACAGCGCUACUUGUCUUUGUGUUCUCUACCUUUUCAAGCCUAAAGAUCUUCAUACUAUGAUCAGAAUGAACAAGAAUUGAAUUUGGUUCUGGAAUCAAUGUAGUUUUUUGGAAAAAUGACCACUUUAUAGAACGGCCGUUUUUCGAUAAAAGUUAAAGCUAUAGGCUUAGGAA
Messenger RNA from Rhopilema esculentum, 5102 nucleotides. RefSeq names its product histone acetyltransferase KAT6A. Lineage: Eukaryota; Metazoa; Cnidaria; Scyphozoa; Rhizostomeae; Rhizostomatidae. Gene Ontology annotation, cellular component: nucleus; chromatin. The record is from RefSeq and is a predicted model, not a curated record. Gene Ontology annotation, biological process: regulation of transcription by RNA polymerase II. Gene Ontology annotation, molecular function: transcription coregulator activity; zinc ion binding; chromatin binding.